Molecule: messenger RNA, 3087 nt
Organism: Octodon degus (degu)
Lineage: Eukaryota; Metazoa; Chordata; Mammalia; Rodentia; Octodontidae
Gene: Pla2g4f
Product: phospholipase A2 group IVF
Exons: 20
Coding region: 106-2664 (852 amino acids)
Biological process (GO): glycerophospholipid catabolic process
Cellular component (GO): cytosol
Molecular function (GO): calcium ion binding; calcium-dependent phospholipid binding
Source: RefSeq, a predicted model, not a curated record
CCACCCUAGUGCUACCUGUCAGACCUGAGUGGCAGUGAGUGUAGUCAGAGAGCUAGUGACCCUGAAGAGUAGAAGGGCUCUCUGUGAGGAACCACACUGCCAGCCAUGCUCCGGGACCUCUGGGCAAAGUGGCUGGCAGGUAAAGGGAUGCCCCUCCUAGGGGCAGUAAUGCUGCAGAGGAGAGAGAAGAGGGGAUCUCAGUGGAGGCACUGGCAGCAGGAAGCCCACCCGUACUAUGACCUCCAGGUGAAGGUGUUGAGGGCUAGAAACAUCCAGGGCACAGACCUACUGUCCAAAGCUGACUGUUAUGUGCAGCUGUCACUGCCCACAGCAUCUCCCAGCCCCACCCGGACCAGGAUGGUGGCUAACUGCAGUGACCCUGAGUGGAAUGAGACCUUCUCCUACCAGGUCCAUGGUGCUGUGAAGAAUGUCCUGGAGCUCACUCUCUAUGACAAGGAUGUCUUGAGUAGCGACCAGCUCUCUCAACUCCUGUUUGACCUGAAGAGUCUUAAGCCUGGACAGCCCCAUAGACACACCUUCUCACUCAACCAACAGGACUCACAAGAGCUACAAGUAGAGUUUAUUCUGGAGGAGAGCCAGGUGCCUGCAACUGAGGUCAUCACCAAUGGAGUCCUGGUGGCUCAACCUUGUCUGACAGUCCACGGCACUCUCGAGGGCAACAGGACCGUCCCGCAGCGAGAGUAUGGCUCCAGGCAGGUCCAGUUGGCAGUACCUGGGGCCUUUGAGAAGCCACAACUCCUACCCCUGCAGCAUCUUGAGGAGCCAGGCCAGCUGCCCACCUUCACCUUCCAUGUGAACCCUGUGCUGAGCUCCAGGCUAGACGUGGAGCUGAAGGAGAAGCUCAGGGUUCUACAGAGUGGCCCAAGUGCUGAGCUGGAGGAUCAGACCAGCAAGCUGGGUGAGGGCGGCAUCCUGCUCUCCUCUCUGUCCCUAGACCAGGAGGAACAGCACGUUGUGGUCCUGGGGGAGGGACAGGAGGUGUCUCUCAGUAUGAAAGCAGAAAUGAGCUCUGGGGACCUGGACCUGCGCCUUGGCUUUGACCUUUGUGAUGGUGAGCAGGAGUUCCUGGACAAGAGGAAGGCAGUGGUGGCUAAGGCCCUGCAGAAGGUGCUGGGAUUGAGCGAGGCUCCUCACUGUGGCCAGGUUCCAGUGGUGGCUGUGCUGGGCUCUGGGGGUGGAACCCGAGCCAUGACCUCCCUGUAUGGCAGCCUGGCGGGGCUGCAGGACCUGGGCCUCCUGGAUGUUGUGACCUAUCUGAGCGGGGUCUCUGGGUCCACCUGGUGCAUCUCCACACUCUACAAGGAUCCAGCCUGGUCCCACAUGGCCUUGCAGGGCCCCAUCGCAUGGGCCCGGGCCCGGGUUUGCAGCACUAAGAUGGGGGCAGUGUCCACGGAGCAGCUGCAAUACUAUGCUCAGGAGCUGGGGGCCCGGGAGAGGGACAGCAGUGGCCACAGCAUGUCCCUCAUUGACCUCUGGGGCCUCCUCAUUGAGUAUUUUCUGAACCAGGAGGAAAACCCUGCCAAACUAUCUGACCAGCAGGAGGCAGUCAGCCAGGGCCAAAACCCUUACCCUAUCUAUGCUGGCAUCAAUGUCCGAACCAAUAUGAACGGCGAAGACUUUGCAGAAUGGUGUGAAUUCACGCCUCACGAGGUUGGCUUCCCCAAGUAUGGAGCUUAUGUUCCCACUGAGCUCUUCGGCUCUGAGUUCUUCAUGGGGCGACUAGUGCAGCUCCGGCCUGAGCCCCGCAUCUGCUACCUGCAAGGAAUGUGGAGCAGUGCCUUUGCAGCCAGCCUGAACGAGAUCUUCCUGAAGACUGCUGGCUCAGGCCUGGGCUUCCUGGACUGGCACAGAGGCAGUGUGAACAUCACAGAGUGCCCACGCUUCCAGCUACAGGACCCUUCUCGCCUGCGCACCAGGCUCUUCACCCCGCAGGGUCCCUUCUCCCAGGCGGUGCUGGACAUAUUCACCUCCCGCUUUACUUCCGCCCAGAACUUCAACUUCAUGCAGGGCCUCUGCCUGCACAAGGACUAUGCGGCCUGCAGGGACUUCAUGGCCUGGAAAGACACACACCCAGAUGGCUUCCCCAACCAGCUCACACCCAUGCGGGACUGCCUGUGCCUGGUGGAUGGAGGCUUCGCCAUCAACUCUCCCUUCCCUCUGGCCUUGCUGCCCCAGCGGUCGGUGGACCUCAUUCUGUCUUUUGACUACUCCCUGGACGCCCCUUUUGAGGUCUUACAGAUGACAGAAAAGUACUGCCUGGACCGGGGAAUCCCUUUCCCCAAGAUCGAGGUUGGCCCUGAGGACAUGGCGGAGCCUGGAGAGUGCUACCUAUUUGCGGAGGCCGAGGCCCCUCAAGCACCCAUCGUGCUACACUUCCCCCUUGUCAACCGCACCUUCCGCACACACCUGGCCCCAGGUGUGGAGCGGCAAACAACUGCGGAGAAGGCCUUCGGGGACUUUGCCAUCAAUGGGCCAGACACCCCCUAUGGCAUGAUGAACUUCACUUAUGAGCUCAGACAGUUUGACCGGCUGGUGGCCCUGAGCCGCUACACUGUUCUGAACAAUGCGGAGACUGUGAGACAUGCCCUCCAGCUGGCUCUGCAGCAGCGGCAGCAGCACACUGGGACCUUGGCCAGGGCCUGACCAGGGAGUCAGGACUACAGGACAGAGAGAUGCAGGCCUCAAAGCCAGCAGCUGCCAAGCAAGCAAGAAGUGGGUGGACCCUUCUGCUUCUCGCCUCUCCAGCACCUGCUCUGAGGUCCUCCAGGCCUGAAAGUCUUGCAGACCUGCAGCUCGGCUUUGGGCCAGGGCCUCCUCUUGUGUUUCUUGAAGAAGAUGGGGCAGAACAUCCCUCUGGCACUCUAGGGAUGCAGGGCCAAGGCAGGCAGCAUCACCAUGAGGCUCACGUGAACCCAGAAGGCCCUCGGAGGGUGCAGGUGCCCAGAGCCUUACAGAGGUGUGAUGUGCCCUCUCUUGGUGACCACUGCACAUGCAUCUGCUGUGAUAUCUUUAGUGGCCCCUGGACUCUCCCCCCUCCCCCGUGGGUUUGGUGCUGUCCAGAAUAAA